Molecule: messenger RNA, 1546 nt
Organism: Sander lucioperca (pikeperch)
Lineage: Eukaryota; Metazoa; Chordata; Actinopteri; Perciformes; Percidae
Gene: s100p
Product: calcium-activated potassium channel subunit beta-2
Exons: 5
Coding region: 270-971 (233 amino acids)
Biological process (GO): potassium ion transport; detection of calcium ion
Cellular component (GO): voltage-gated potassium channel complex; membrane
Molecular function (GO): calcium-activated potassium channel activity; potassium channel regulator activity
Source: RefSeq, a predicted model, not a curated record
GUGAAAGGGGACUGAUUAUUAGUGUGAGCAGUGAGGGGCAGUGUCCCUCAGUCUGCAGUAUGGGAGGCAUGCUGAGGGCUGCUCCGUCCCUGAUAGACAGAAUAACACAUGUUGGCUCAGCUUAGAGGACACUUUUUAACAUGCCAUGGGAUUAAAAUACAAAUUGAACACCUGCAGCCAGGAAACAUUUUGACCUCAGCAGAAUUUGAAGGUGGGUCAGCCCCUCUGGCAGCAUCGGUGGACUACAGUCCCCACAUUCCUCAGAUAGGAUGUUUCUGUGGGCAGGAAGUAAAGCAACAGAUGGCAGAAGUGACCGCAGUUCCAUCUACCAGAAGUUCCGUGAAUAUGAUGUCCUGGACAAGAGGAAGACGAUGACAGCUCAUAGGGCAGGAGAGGACAGAGCCAUACUGCUGGGCCUCAGCAUGGUCGUCUUCUCUGUCAUGAUGUACUUUGUCCUGGGAAUCACCAUACUGCGCUCUUACUCUGACAGCGUGUGGACUGAUGAGGCUAGCUGCACUAUCGUGAACUCCACCAUCGUGGGCGAUGUCAACUGCUCAUACAGCUGUGGAGCAGAGUGCAGGAAGAGUUCCCGUUACCCCUGUCUCCAGGUCUACGUGAGCCUCAACUCCUCAGGAAAGGUGCUACGACUGUUGCACAACGAGGAGACGCAGGACAGCAACCCUGAGUGCUUCUACUUCCCAAAGUGCCGUAAGGACUAUGCAGCCACGCAUGUGAUCGUUCAGAACAUUUCUGAGCGUCUCAGGUCUCAGCACACAGUUCAGUGUUUCGUGGACCCUACAGACAGAACUGACAGUGCCAUCCUGACACAGAUCUACGGUCGGGUUGCCGUCUUCCACUCCCUGUUCUGGCCAACCUGCACCUUGAUUGUAGGAAUCAUUAUCAUUGCCAUGGUGAAGCUGACCCAGUACCUGUCCAUCAUGUGCGAGCGACAAAGCCACAUUAAGAAGUGAAAGAAGUUCAAAAGGAAGUCCCUGUUAUAUGGACAUGGGGACAACUGAACAAACUUCAUGGGGGCAAGGCAGAAAGACAAAGACGAAAAAGCUGUUUCACGGCCAGAAGUGGUCUGUGACAGCUGGAAUGUUGGGGUUCAAAGACAUGCAUCAGUGACAAUCUAAUUUAAAAGCAGCUAAAACGAGAAGCAUGUACUUUUGAGAGUGUGUAGUAAGUGUAUUUCCCAAAAAUGUUGAACUAUUUCUUUGGAAGGGGACAUAUCAAAAAUACUGUUUUUCAGUGCUUGUGCACAUACCUUUGUGUAUCUCGGGUGCCUACCAACCCUCAAACUGUAAAAUAAGACAACCCAGUUAGUUGUUUGUGGGCUGCCUAUAUCUAUACUAGAGGUUCUUAACGUUUUCUAGCCAAUGUUGCCCUUACAAGAUAGAGAAUUUUGCAGGGACCCCCUCAUGUAUGUCCCGUAGCCUGUUUUUACACUUGUAUAGUCUUAGUAUGGAUUUCUUUGAUUAGAACAUAAUCUGUGAACUAUCAUAGAUUUUAAAUUAAAAUAUUAUUUUUUACAACAUCAAUUGCA